AUGACGUUACAGACGUGUAUGAAAAAGCCAAGUUUAGCUGAAGUGAUGGAUGAGCUACAAAGCCGUUUUCUAGUAAAUUUACCCGAGUCGGAGCUCGUUUCCAGUGAGCGUCUCUUCUUCCAGAUUGAACAAUGCUAUUGGUUCUACGAGGACUUUUAUGCGGAUCAAUACGCACAUUUACAGCACGUCAAAUUGAAUGAUUUUGCUCGUCAAAUGUUUGCACAUUGUCCAUUACUACGACCACUUGCUCAUCGUUGUGACGAGCUCUUUCAGGACUUUAAAACGUAUCAACGUCAAGUGCCUGUAGUGGGCUGUAUUCUGCUUAAUACGAAACGUACAAAGCUUGUACUCGUACGUAACUGGAAAGGAACGAGUUGGACGUUUCCAAGGGGAAAAGUCAAUGAAGGAGAGUCGGACUUGGAGUGUGCACGACGAGAAGUAUUUGAAGAAUGCGGCUACGAUGUUGGAGAUAGACUCGAGUCAAAGCAGCACUUGGAAUUUGUAGCUAAUGAUCAGCGCAUGCGGAUGUACAUGUGUCCUGAUGUACCAGAAGACUAUGCGUUUGCACCGCAGACACGCAAAGAGAUUAGUACGAUCGAAUGGUUUACGUUUGAUGCACUGCCUAAGAAGACGUGGAGUGUUAUGCCUUUCAUGCCGAGGUUGAAACGAUGGGUAAAGGGACACAAGAUGACCAAGAAGAAGAGCUGUAGUGCUGCUAUAAAUAGCACAGGCCGUGCAUCUUCUGUGCCUCGCAAUAGACCACUGAUGUCGAGCACGAACGGUGGGGCAGUCCAGCAACGCACAGCGAGCAUUUGUGGCAAGAAGAAGACUUAUUUGCAAGAGAGGUCAAUUUCGACUCCGCACAAUGACAGACCAGCUGCUGGCAAUUUGAAGAAGACUAAUCGCGGCCACUUUGGUACAGAAUGUGACACUGCCACCUCCUACGACGGCUUAAAUGGUGAGACGUUUGGCAAUGCGAAGAAGGGCUUCAGCGUCGAAGAGAUGUUUAAUGUGAACGAACGCCUGACAGGGCGAAAGUUCGAGUACGAUGGCAACCCACAUGAUUUCGGCAAACCGACAUUGCAUCCAACUGCAUCACAAGCUGCCGCUGCACUAUUUAAUGCAAAGGGCCCGAGACCAGUGCGAAUUCUUACGCGACGUUUGUCAGCGCCGUUAAAGCGUGUGGAAGAGGAGACAUGUCCAUCCCCCAGUCCACUACGUCAAUCUGCAGGCUCGACGCCGUUUGGGUAUUUCCAGUUUGACGCUGUGGACAUCAUGGCUGUCGUGACGUAA
Molecule: messenger RNA, 1293 nt
Organism: Peronospora farinosa
Lineage: Eukaryota; Oomycota; Peronosporomycetes; Peronosporales; Peronosporaceae
Source: the annotation of a GenBank genome assembly